Penicillium daleae is the source of this 1224-nucleotide messenger RNA. RefSeq names its product phosphatidylinositol-3,5-bisphosphate binding protein HSV2. Bases 1 to 1224 code for a protein of 407 amino acids. Gene Ontology annotation, molecular function: phosphatidylinositol-3,5-bisphosphate binding; phosphatidylinositol-3-phosphate binding; protein binding. Gene Ontology annotation, biological process: protein lipidation; protein localization to phagophore assembly site; nucleophagy. The transcript is spliced from 4 exons. Gene Ontology annotation, cellular component: cytosol; phagophore assembly site membrane; extrinsic component of membrane. Lineage: Eukaryota; Fungi; Ascomycota; Eurotiomycetes; Eurotiales; Aspergillaceae. The record is from RefSeq and is a predicted model, not a curated record.
AUGAACACCCGCCAAGUUAUUGACGAGACUAUUGGACCGUAUUCGCUGUCAGCGGCCUUUAAUAAUGACAGCAGCUGUUUCUCAGUCGGCUUGAACUCUGGCUUUUGUGCUGAGGCUAAGAAGGGUGAUUGUGCAGUGUUCAAUUCCAAUCCUUGUGAGCUCAAGGUUUCUCGAGGUAAGCUUCCGGCUUCUUACAUCCUACGACAGACUAUCUCAAACUCACCGCCCACCUCGAAUCACUUAGAUUUCAAUGCUGGAAUCGGCCUGGUCGAAAUGCUCGGCCAAUCGAACUAUCUUGCGAUUGUCGGUGGAGGACGAAACCCCAAGUUCCCCCAAAACAAACUGGUUAUCUGGGAUGACGCCAAGCAAAAAGCCGCCAUCACCCUCGAAUUCCGCACCUCCGUCCUCGGCGUCCGCCUAUCCAAGUCCAGAAUCGUGGUCGCGCUCUUGAACAGCAUUCAUGUAUUCGCAUUCUCGACACCCCCACAGAAGUUGUCGGUAUUCGAGACGUCGGAUAACCCGCUCGGACUAGCGUGCCUUGGUCAGAAACAGCUCGCCUUCCCAGGCCGGUCCCCGGGACAAGUGCAGGUAAUCGAGCUGGAGACGGGCAAUAUCAGCAUUAUACCGGCGCAUAGCUCUCCCCUACGCGCCAUGACACUGAGUCCGGACGGGGAGGUGCUUGCGACAGCAAGCGAAGCUGGAACACUUAUUCGUGUCUUCUCUACAGCGAAUUGCACGAAACUGGCAGAAUUGCGCCGAGGCGUAGACCAUGCAGUCAUAUUCUCUCUUGCAUUUUCUCCCUCUAAUACCCUUCUAGCAGUCACUUCCGACAAGUCCACACUCCACAUCUUUGAUAUACCCCACCCGCAUCUCGCGCACCGAGGCCAGUCUCCCACUUCAGCGACCGAGGAGGGAACGAAUCAGAAAUGGGGCAUUUUAGGCAGACUACCUCUGCUACCGCGUGUGUUCUCCGACGUGUACUCCUUUACCAGUGCUCAUUUUGAGAUUGGCGAGGAGGCUACGCCGGGGUCACCGUACGCAACGCCCAUCGGUACAUCAAUGGGGCGGCCUCCCAAAGGCGUCAUUGGAUGGAUGGAUAAUCGGACUCUUUUGGUAAUUGGAUCCGGCCAGGACGGGCGUUGGGAGAAAUUCGUUCUGCGGGAUGGCGAUGACGGCAAGCGAUAUUGCAUGCGCGACGGUUGGAAACGGUAUCUGGGCGGCUGA